Brassica napus (rape) is the source of this 1445-nucleotide messenger RNA. Its product is annotated as ethylene-responsive transcription factor 6. Gene Ontology annotation, biological process: regulation of DNA-templated transcription; ethylene-activated signaling pathway. The transcript has a single exon. NCBI's taxonomy places the organism in Eukaryota, Viridiplantae, Streptophyta, Magnoliopsida, Brassicales, Brassicaceae. Gene Ontology annotation, molecular function: DNA binding; DNA-binding transcription factor activity. The record is from RefSeq and is a predicted model, not a curated record. Bases 473 to 1315 code for a protein of 280 amino acids.
AAUUCUUUAAAAAUCAGGAGUACUAAUCUUUUGAUUAACCUUUGUUAUGUAAGCAUGAAACCGAUAAGUUCUUGCCUAAUCUACGAAAAAGAAAACAUUAUAAUACAUCUAAAAACCCCUGAUAGAUUAGAUUGCGCAGCCCGCGAGUUGUUAUUUUUAAAUCAUUUGUUUAAUCUUCCCCUCAGCUGCCAUCAAUGAACCACACGAUCAUACCGUUGACUGAUGGUUUAUAAUAUAAUCUAACGGUUUAAAACCGAUGAAACACACGGGUAUAGAUACACCCUUCCGCACCUGAUUAUUUAGAUUUUGAAUUAAAAAAACACGAGAUGAUGUUGCUUUGAAAGAGUCUCUCAUUGACUCGACUCUUUCCUAAUCCUAUAUAUACAUUCCCACUCUCUUCUCCACUGUCAAAUCAAAUCCUUUCUUUAUUAAAUCAAUCAUCUUCCUCCUUAGAUUCUCUGUUUCCUCCGCAAUGGCCACGCCAAGCGAAGCAUCAGCUCUUUCCUUCAUCAAGAAGCAUCUUCUCGACGAAUCUUCUCCGCUUCCUAAAGUCACCACCACCAAUCCAUGGAUCGCUUCAGAAACCAGCUCCGAUUUUUCAAUAUUCGGUUCAUUUGACCAAACCGGUUUUGAUUUUUCUGAAUUUGAGACUAAACCGGAAAUAACCGAUCUCGUGACGCCUAGGUUCACUGACUCGUUCGAAUUCGAACCGGAGGCGAAUGCUGAAAUUCAACUAGCACCGAGCGAAUCUUUCACGUUCCAAUCGAAUCCACGCCGGAAACCGCCGUUGAAGAUCGAGCCGCCGAGCAGAACCGAAUGGAUCCAAUUCGCAACCGCAAAUCCCGAACCGGAGCAGCUUCCCGUACACGUGGCCGCAGAAGAGAAGAGGCAUUACAGAGGAGUGAGGAUGAGGCCGUGGGGGAAGUUCGCGGCGGAGAUCCGAGAUCCAAACCGUCGGGGAACUCGGGUUUGGCUCGGGACGUUUGACACGGCGAUCGAAGCCGCUAGGGCUUACGAUCAAGCAGCGUUUAGACUCCGAGGGUCAAAGGCCAUUGUGAAUUUCCCGCUUGAGGUAGGGACGUGGAAUCCACGCGCUGACGUUGGGCAGAACAAACGGAAGCGAGACGGAGAGGGAGAAGAGGUGAGUGUGGUUGCGAAAGUGCUGAAGACGGAGGAGAGUCACGCCGUUGAGACAGAAACGUCGAGUUUGACGGCGGUAGAUGACUGGGAUUUGACGGAGCUUUUGAGCAUGCCGCUUUUAUCGCCGUUAUCUCCGCACCCUCCGUUUGGUUAUCCACAAUUGACUGUUGUGUAAAUGUUGACGUGGAACUACGGCGUACACGUGUUCGUGUGAUCCCUUGCUUUCUUUUGUUGCACACUCGAGGAAAAAUAUAAUUCAUUUAUUUGUUUUUUAUUUAAUAAGACUUUCAACUUUCAAGUUUCAA